UAUAAAGUACUUACAACCAUAGUUUAAAUAGAUAGUGAAAUAAGAAACACCUAACAAAAAUAUUUAGAGGGAAAAAAUGGCUGAUUGGGGACCAAUUUUUGUGUCAGUGGUGCUCUUCAUUCUCUUAACUCCUGGCUUGUUAUUUCAAAUACCUGGUAGAGGAAGGUUUGUGGAAUUUGGAAAUUUUCAAACAAGUGGAUUAUCUAUACUUAUUCAUGCUAUGCUCUAUUUUGCUCUUGUUUGUAUCUUCAUGUUAGCAAUUGGAAUCCACAUCUAUGCUGGUUAAUUAAUAAUAGCCCAAUUGCAACAUGAAUUGUUGAAUUAUAGAAUGUAUUGCAUGUUAAGUUGAUUUUGUAUGGUUUGAAUUCUAGGAUUAAUUUUUCUUUUUCUUCUUAUUUUAGAUGUUUAUUAGAAAAAAAAAAUAGAAUUAGUGAUCAAAUUUAGAAAAGAAAAAAUAAAGUUCGUCACUAAUUUUGGUAACGGCGGAAUUAGGGACGAAUGUAGUUUUUUCUUAAUAAAGUUUGGUGCUAAUUCAGUUUCUUUUUUUUUUUCUUCUAAUAUAUAUUGUGUAACUUAAUUUUGGAUAAUCGAUUUGGUUGUAUUAUGAUGUUUGUAGUGUAUUUUUUUUACUUUUGUUGUCUUGUUUUAAGAUGAAGAACAAUGUUGCAACAAGAUUUAAGAA
This is a messenger RNA of Trifolium pratense (red clover), 682 nucleotides long. RefSeq lists its product as uncharacterized. The coding region runs from base 77 to 286 and encodes 69 amino acids. The record is from RefSeq and is a predicted model, not a curated record. NCBI's taxonomy places the organism in Eukaryota, Viridiplantae, Streptophyta, Magnoliopsida, Fabales, Fabaceae. The transcript has a single exon.